GGUUCAGGUGAUAUUAUGUAUGGGCCUGACAGGCAUCGUUUCUCUACCGCUGAGCUCACCAUAGAACAUGUUUAUACAUCAGGCUUCACACUGGUCUGGGACCAGGAGACGGAUGAACGCAGAGCGGCCAAGGCGAUGAUGGAUAAGGAUGUACUGGAAAUGCUGCAAGGCCUGAAGAUCAGGAACAGCCGGGCCCUGCAGGAGCUGACAUCUCUCUAUGAGGCUUGGAGAGGGUCGGCUGCAGACUGGAGCCCUCAGUUUGCAGAAGCAAUCUCCAAACCAAAGGUCAAAGGUUUCAGUAAAGGCCCCAAAUUCACUGUUCCGCACCCUUUUCAAAUGAUGAUGCGUGAAGCAGAGAAAGCAGAGAAAAGUAAGAAGAUGAAGGCCGAGCCCUGGGCCGAUCUACACGGUGAACAGGAAGCAGACGAUGCCGAAUGUGUAAAGCAGUUUCGGGCCCAGCCAGUGCCAGCCCACGUAUUCUUACCGAUGUACAAUGAGGUUAUGGAGCAAAACGAGAAGCGAAGAAUAACUGGAAUACAGGAAAGGAGGGAAAAUCUGCUGUCCAUGCAGAAACCAUUCCAGCUAUUGGCUCAGGACAGGAAAAGGCCAGUGAGCGCCCCCCCUGAACCAGUGCCACACAGAAAGAGGCCGAUCCCUAAAUCUGUCCUGGACCUCACUGUCAGCAAUGGACUGAGAGAGGCAGAAAUUUUAAGAAAGAUUAACAGUCAUUUGCGAGCGAAGGAUCUACUGGCGAGCUCCUGUGCCCCUGUGCCACUGAGCCGAGACAUCCGCGAGCCAAACUCCAGAACCACCCUGAAAACCAGACAGCAGCAUCUGGGCUUCCUACAGCAGAAUUUGACGUUCCAGCCCCAUGUAAACCAGUCCGUCCCCGACUUCCACAAGUUGUAUCGCAAUUUCCAAAAACUUUCUUUAAAGAAACAGAAGACACGAGAACCUACAGAGACCAAGCCUUUCAAUCUGCGCACAUCCAGCCUCCGCUCCAAGAUUCACAGCAGCACAGAUGUCCAGGAAGCCGUGCAGGAGACCCCACCACAGAGACUCCUGGCCCACCUGUCUAGCUUGUCACCAAACACUCUUCCAGUCUACAUUACAGAUAGCACCAAGAGACGGGACGUUGCCAUCAGAUCUUCUCUACAAGAGAGAAACAACCAGGACAAAAAGAAUGAAAAGUGGCUUCGUGAGCGUUGCCAGAAAUCUCUGACAAUGCAGUCGUCCCUGUCCAGACGAGCCAUAGCCCUGGAUCCACACAAGCCUUUGGCAGCAUGCAACAAAGAGAAACUGAAAGAGCUGCGACAAGCAGAUCGCAGGAGAACUCAGGAAUACAAAGAGGAGCUGGAGGAGAUGAGGCGACGUGUCAAUGCCAAAGAGUAUCUCUUUGAGCACGUCUCCAAGGGAUGUGCCAUUAAAGACAUGGAGCGCAGAUUUACCCAGACUCUAGCUCAGGCUGGGCUGAAGGAGGACUUUGUGCAGCAGAAGGGAAGAGAACAUCUGGAGCAGAGCGAAUCCCAUUGCAGCCAACACCACGAUGCAGAUUCCGAGUAAGACAGGGUCCCACAUGUACGUUUUAGAAGUGAAGAUUAGACUGAUCAGCAGGGUAGGCGGUGCAGAUCGUGGAGAGACGUGGACAUUUAAUGCUUCAUUCCUUUAUAACUUCAGUCUUCACCUGUGUGCUUAUUUGUAUUGUUUUACUGUGAAAUAAAGUUUGCUGUCUAUGGAUCAGUAUA
Messenger RNA from Hyla sarda, 1745 nucleotides. It is a transcript of the gene FAM161B, whose product is annotated as FAM161 centrosomal protein B. Bases 16 to 1563 code for a protein of 515 amino acids. The record is from RefSeq and is a predicted model, not a curated record. Gene Ontology annotation, cellular component: cilium. NCBI's taxonomy places the organism in Eukaryota, Metazoa, Chordata, Amphibia, Anura, Hylidae. The transcript has 9 exons. Gene Ontology annotation, biological process: cilium organization.